UCUUCUUCUUCUUCUUUGCCAUUAACAAACACCUGAAAACUCAAAACCAUAGAGAUGAGAUAAGAGAGAAACCCAACAAACAAAAACAAAAAAAAAAUGGUGGGACUAAGUAUUGUUUUGGAGAUGAUGACUAACAACAACAACAACACAGUAAGUGACGGUGGCUGUUUAAUUAGUCCUAAAGUCAUCAACAAAGCCAACGUCAUAGUCUCCUCCUCCACGACUUAUCUCCGUCGUCAUUGUCAACAACAAGAUUCUGACUUUCUCCAACAUUGUUUCCUCUGUAGACGAAAACUCCUCCCAGCCAAAGACAUCUACAUGUAUAAAGGUGACAGAGCGUUCUGUAGCGUGGAGUGUAGAUCGAAGCAGAUGGUUACUGACGAAGAAGAUAGCUUGAGAAGAGACUACUGUUAUGUUAAUAAUACGAAUACGACGACGAAGACGACGAAGAAGAAUAAGAAAUCUGAUUCUCCGGUGACUGUGCCGUCGCGUUACAGUCGAGAUCCGAGUAACCAAAGAGGCGGUUUCGUUUACUGAUUGGAAAACAAAAAAAUUUGUGCGGUUUUGACUUUUUUACCCUUAGGUGAUUUUUUGUCGUUUUGUUAUUUAAGUGUAAUGGCUUAAGGGUGUUUUGGGUAUUUUCGUUAAAUCUAUGGGAGCGCACCUAGUAAAAUAUUUAAGUUUUAUCGCUUUACCUUUUUGGAGUGUACAUUAACGUGUGACAAUGUUAAUUUAAAAUGUUGAUGGAAGUAAGUUAGAGUAUAGUUUAA
Capsella rubella is the source of this 770-nucleotide messenger RNA. RefSeq lists its product as uncharacterized. Bases 97 to 537 code for a protein of 146 amino acids. Lineage: Eukaryota; Viridiplantae; Streptophyta; Magnoliopsida; Brassicales; Brassicaceae. The transcript is spliced from 2 exons. The record is from RefSeq and is a predicted model, not a curated record.